AGAGGGGGAGAGAGAGAGAGAGAGAGAGAGAGAGAGAGCGAGAGAGACAGCGGACAGCAGGCAGAGAGCUCUCGGGAAACGUAACCACCACUCUAUCUUCCCCGCGUAAAACCAGAGUGUCUAGAUUGCUCUCUCCGACGGUGCCAAGUCUGUUGGAAGUCGACGAGGAGAAACCGUUGGUCUCUCACUGAACCAACUGCAAGCAACGAGGGAAAGAGAAGAGGACGACUUGUUAAAAUAUCAUCCGUCGGUUAGAUGUAAAGGAGGCUAUAGGGAGGCUCAAAUCUAACUUGUGACAUACUGAAGAAAAUCCGAGUUUCUCUCUCCAGUUAGACCCGCUACUGGGGGUUAACACAACGGCUCCGUGUCGACAUGGAUAAAGUUAGACAUUGGCUAUUAGCUGCUAUCAGCUUGCUGUUGACGGUUCGAGGAGAAGUCUAUAAAGGUGAUUGUGACUUUGGCAAGCCGUUUGCAGCCUGCGGGUACAGCCAGGGGAGAGAGGACGAUCUAGAUUGGGAACAGGCCAACACCAGAGAGAAGCCCACAGCAGACCCCUGGAUGCCAACGGAUUCAGCUUUCAUUAUGGUCAACACGUCGGGGCGUUUCGCUGGUCAGAAGGCAUUACUGCUGACUCCCCAGCUGAAGGAGAAUGACACCCACUGCAUCAUCUUCAAGUACUUCCUGUCUGGACGCGAGGGGGCGGGGCCAGGGCAGCUCAACGUGUACAUCAGAGAGAACAACAGUCCCCUGGGCAUGCCCGUCUGGAACGUGUCUGGGCCAGCUACUAGAGCCUGGGUACAGGUAGAACUGGCCAUCUCUACCUACUGGCCCAACUUCUAUCAGAUGGUGUUUGAGGUGGUGACCUCAGGGCGUCGUGGCCUGCUGGCCAUCAGAAAUGUGGUGCUCCAGGGCCAUCAGUGCAUGAACACCCCUCACUUCCUGACCAUAAAGGGAGUAGAGGUGAAUGCUGGACAGACGGCCGCCUUCCACUGUACUGUCAACGGACGACAGAGGGACAACUUCAACCUCUGGUUACAGGGCAUUGGUGGACGCGAGGCCCCUAUGAAGUCCACUAAGCCGUGGAAUAACAGACGCUUCAUUGGGACCUUCGACGUGGAGAACACCACUAAAGGAGACUCAGGACGCUACCGAUGCAUAGUCAACUCUGGCAAAGGAGUUGGAGUGUCCAACUAUGGAGAACUCACCGUAAAACAGCCCCCGGUGCCCAUCGCUCCCCCCCAGCUCACAGCGGUCGGCGCCACCUACCUGUGGAUCCAACUUAAUGCUAACUCCAUCAACGGAGACGGCCCAAUCAUCGACCGAGAGGUGGAGUACCGAACGGUAUCAGGGACCAUGUAUGACCUGCAGCCAGUGGACAAGACCACUCAUAAGAUAGGUCACCUGACCCCAGACACAGACUAUGAGAUCAGUGUGCUGUUGACCAGGCCCCUGGAUGGAGGGACUGGGGCACCCGGGCCUCCUCUCAGGGCCAGGACCAAGUGUGCUGAACCAAUCCACGGUCCCAGUCAACUAGAAGUCGUUGACGUCCAAUCUAAACAAGUCACUGUUCGCUGGGAGCCUUUCGGCUACAACGUCACGCGUUGCCAUAGCUACAACCUGACGGUGCAGUACCGGUCCCGAGUGGCGGGGAAGGACGAGACCCGGGAGGAGGUGUGUUACGACACCCUGGGUCGCGACCCCCAGCACACCAUCCACAACCUGACCCCCUACACCAACCUGUCAGUUAAACUGGUCCUCAAGAACCCAGAGGGGGUCAAAGAGAGCACAGAGAUGGAGCUACAGACGGAUGAAGAUGUACCUGGGGCGGUCCCUCUGGAGUCCAUCCAGGGCAGUGCUUAUGAAGAGAAGAUGAUCCUGAAAUGGAGAGAACCAGCCCAGACCUUCGGAAUCAUCACUCAGUACGAGAUCUCCUACAAGACGGUGAGCUCCUUUGACCCAGAGCUGGAUCUCUCCAACCAGAGUGGGAAGGUCCUGAAACACAGCAAUGAGACCAGCCACAUCUUCCUGGGGCUGUACCCAGGAUCCACGUACUCGUUCACCCUCCGAGCCUCCACCGCCAAGGGAUAUGGUCCACCAGUCAUCACACAGUUCACCACCAAGAUCUCAGCUCCCUCCAUGCCAGCCUAUGACCAGGAGACAUCUCUGAACCAGACAGACAGCACAGUGACUGUCCUGCUGAAACCGGCACAGAGCCGAGGGGCGCCUGUCAGUGUAUACCAGGUGGUGGUAGAAGAGGAGAGGUCUCGGAGGGCGAGGAGGGGUGCGGUUGAGAUUCUCCGCUGUUACCCUGUCCCCAUCCACUUCCAGAACUCCACGGUCCUCAACUCCCAGUACUACUUCACAGCUGAGUUCCCCGCCGUGGGGCUACAGGCUCCUCAACCCUUCACUGUGGGAGACAACAAGACCUACGGUGGAUACUGGAACGCCCCCCUACUGCCGCAGAAGAGCUACAGCAUCUACUACCAGGCUGUCAGCACGGCUAACGGGGUGGGUACCACUACUAGGGAUAUUAAGGUAUUGGUGUGGGUGUAG
Salvelinus fontinalis (brook trout) is the source of this 2553-nucleotide messenger RNA. Its product is annotated as receptor-type tyrosine-protein phosphatase mu-like. Lineage: Eukaryota; Metazoa; Chordata; Actinopteri; Salmoniformes; Salmonidae. Bases 373 to 2553 code for a protein of 726 amino acids. The record is from RefSeq and is a predicted model, not a curated record. Gene Ontology annotation, cellular component: membrane. Gene Ontology annotation, molecular function: protein binding. The transcript is spliced from 13 exons.